Adineta steineri is the source of this 1045-nucleotide messenger RNA. NCBI's taxonomy places the organism in Eukaryota, Metazoa, Rotifera, Eurotatoria, Adinetida, Adinetidae. The record is from the annotation of a GenBank genome assembly.
AUGUCAAUGACUAGUGCAAUUGAUUUUGGUCAAGAUCUUUCAUAUGAUUUUCUUAACUAUGCAUUAACAAACAAUAUAGAACUUCAAUAUCUAGCACUUGCCGCUUAUUAUAUGUUCUUAUUUAAGUUAACUAAUGGAGAAAGAGAUAUAUGUAUUGGAAUGAAUACACAUACUCGAUAUAAAGAUGAACUUAAAUCAAUCAUUGAUCGUGAUGGUUCAUUUCAUGAGCUAGUUGAAUAUGUUCAAGAAAUGGCAACAAAUUGUAUGAAAUAUUCAUAUUUUCCUCUUCAACAUAUUCUUGCACAACAUUCUGAUUGUUCAAAGCCUACAUUUCUUGAUGUGUCUUUUGAUUUUGUGACUAUUGAAAAGAAAAUAAAGAUUGGUGAUAGUGAACUUUGUAGUAUUCCAUUAUCAAUUACAAUCAAUGAAGAUGAAGAUAUGAACAAGUUUGAUUUCAUUCUUACUAUUCAAUAUGAUCUCAGCAUUAAUCAAUUCUCAUGUAUAAUUAAUGCAUCACUCGAUUUAUUCAAUCAAGAGACAAUAAAUAAGAUUUCACAACAAUUUCAUUCUAUGUUAUAUGAUUUAUCUACAUCUGUUAAUGAUAUAAUGAAAAAUAAAUCAAUCUAUGAAGUAUCAAUAAUGUUACCAAAUGAAAGAUUACUUAUACAGUCAAUGAACAAUACACAAGUAUUGUUUCCUUCUGCCACUUGUAUGCACCAUGAAUUUAUUUAUCAAGUAAUACAACAUCCACAAAAAAUAGCUGUUGAACUUGAUGAACAAUCAUUAACAUAUACAAAACUUUUAUAUUAUGUUCAACAACUUUCUUUCGUCUUAUUAAAUAAAUACAAUGUGAAAUCGAGUGAUAUUAUUUGUCAAUGUGUAGAGCGAAGUUUAUCUAUGGUCAUUGGCAUUUUAUCAAUUAUUAUGGCUGGUGGUGCCUAUUGUCCUAUAUCAUCACAAGAUCCUUCACAACGUCUACAAAUUCUUGUGAAAGAAAUUCAAAGUCAUUUAGUUCUUGUUCAUUCGUCUACACGCAUUCUUUUUG